Molecule: messenger RNA, 2586 nt
Organism: Durotheca rogersii
Lineage: Eukaryota; Fungi; Ascomycota; Sordariomycetes; Xylariales; Xylariaceae
Product: glycoside hydrolase family 2 protein
Exons: 4
Coding region: 1-2586 (861 amino acids)
Biological process (GO): carbohydrate metabolic process; glycoprotein catabolic process
Molecular function (GO): beta-mannosidase activity
Source: RefSeq, a predicted model, not a curated record
AUGGCUCGUACGAGGCACCCUCUAGACCGUGGAUGGACCUUCCGGCUGGACGACGACGCGUCGGCCGAUUCCUGGCUUCCGGUGCAGAAGGUCCCAAGUCAGGUUCACUUAGACCUGUUAGCCAACAACAAGAUCCCGGACCCUUUCAUUGACCUCAAUGAAUUGGCGACGCAAUGGAUCGCCGAGAAGAGUUGGGUAUACAAGGUCCGUUUCAGCAGGCCUGAUAGGCCAGUGGCAGAUGGGUCAGGCACCACGGAUAUCGUUUUCGAAGGCCUCGACACCUUUGCUACAGUUCUCCUCAAUGGGAAGGACAUCCUGAAGACCGACAACAUGUUCGUGUCCUACCGAGUCGAUAUUUCGCAGGCUCUCGAGAGCGAGAACGUGCUCGAAAUCAAGUUUGACUCGGCCAUGUUGCGCGGUCGGGAUCUCGUAAAAGAGCAUAGCCACGAGCACACGUUCUACGUUCGUCAGACCGAAGUGAGCCGAGUCCCGGUGCGGAAGGCACAGUACAAUUGGGGUUGGGACUGGGGUCCGAUCUUGAUGACUGCCGGGCCUUGGCGGCCGGUUUACCUCGAGCAAUAUGUCGCGAGGAUUGACGAUGUCUGGACUCAUCACGAAGUUAGCGAAGACCUCAAGGUGGUCUCGGGUCGGGUAUUCGCCAAGGUAGCCGGUCUAGCGCCGAAGUCGGUGACCCUGUCGCUCUCCCUACAUGGUCACACUGUUUGGGAGAAAGAAUCUCUCGUCGACUCAGACGGACUGGCCGCAUCGGAUUUUCGGGUUGAUAGUCCGGAAUUAUGGCACCAAUACGGGUUUGGAUCGCAAAUCCGUUACGAGGUGAAAGCGUCGAUUGGCUCGCGCGACGAGAAGUCCAAGCUCAUCGGUUUCCGGCGAGUUGAAUUGGUCCAGGAGAAGGACGAUUUCGGCAAGUCAUUCUACUUCCGGAUCAAUGGAAACGACGUGUUUUCAGGCGGGUCGUGCUGGAUCCCUGCGGAUAGCUUCUUGUCUCGGAUUUCGACCGAGCGAUAUCGUGACUGGAUAAAGCUCAUGGUUGAGGGAAGGCAAAAUAUGCUUAGAAUAUGGGGAGGCGGCAUCUAUGAGGACGACUCUCUGUUCGAUGCCUGUGACGAACUGGGGGUCCUCGUAUGGCAUGACUUUCAAUUCGCCUGCGCGAGUUACCCGACGUACCCCUCAUAUCUCGAAUCAGUCGAGAAAGAAGCGAGACAGAACCUGCGACGACUUAGAUCUCACCCCUCUAUCAUAAUAUGGGCAGGGAACAACGAAGAUUACCAAGUUCAAGAGCGAUACCACCUCGAAUACAAUUACGAGGACAAGGACCCUCAGUCGUGGCUUAAAUCCACUUUCCCGGCAAGGUACACCUACGAAUAUCUGCUCCCUAAGAUUGUCAAGGAGGAGAAUCCAUCUAUGGUCUACCAUCCUAGCAGCCCCUGGGGAGAUGGAAAAUGUACAGCUGAUAGCACGGUGGGAGACAUACAUCAGUGGAACAUAUGGCACGGCGAGAUGAACCGAUACCAGGAAGUUCACUUGCUCUCUGGUCGUUUCAUUAGCGAGUUCGGCAUGGAGGCCUACCCCCACCUCGAGACAAUCCGCGGCAUGAUCAAGGAUCCACAGCAGCUAUACCCGGGCUCGAUGGCGAUGGACUUCCGCAACAAGGCCAUCGACCACGAGCGCCGCAUGAUUACGUACGUGGCGGAGAACUUCACGGUCAAGUACGACCUCGCCUCAUACGCCCACCUCACGCAGGUGGCCCAAGCGGAGACUGUGCACUUCGCGUACCAGACCUGGCGCCGCGAAUGGGGCAAGCCCGGGGCACGCAAGUGCGGCGGCGUGCUCGCGUGGCAGCUCAACGACUGCUGGCCGACCAUGAGCUGGGCCGUGGUCGACUACUACCUCGUCAAGAAGCCGGCCUUCUACGCGAUCGCCAACGCGCUGAAGCCGCUGGCCGUCGGCGUGUCCCGGGCGUACCACGAAUGGACCACGGGCCACGCGGACCCGACGGUAGCCGCCCGCGACACCAAGUUUGACCUCUGGGUCGCCAGCAGUCGGCUGCAGCCGGUCCAAGUCGAGAUCGCCGUGCGCUUCAUAUCGAUCCGCACAGGCCAGGACGUCAACCCUCCCGUAAGGCUCGAGGCCUUGACCGCGCAUCCCAAUAGCACCACGGAAGUCUUGCGGGACCACACUAUCCCGGUAGCUGACCCGACGUUGCAGGAUGCGACUCUGCCCUUCGACUUCUCGCGGUACGAUCCAUAUGUGAUCCACGCCGCUGUGACUGAGGGCGACCGGGUCGUCGCAACAGAUACCUCGUGGCCGCAACCGUUGAAGUACUUGGAUCUCACCAACCGGGACGUCAAGAUCCGAGCUCUGUCCGCUACUCAGGUGGUCAUAUCUGCCGCUCGUCCCGUCAAGGGAUUCGUGUUCGAGGAGACCCGGGCUGCUAAGCUGAGCGAUAACGGCUUCGACCUCGUCCCCGGCGAGGACAAGGUCGUGGACGUGUCGGGAGUGAGUCUCGGCUCUCUGCGCUAUACCUACGUAGGGGCGCCAGAGGGGUCUCUGCCGGUGUCGUUGUGA